Molecule: messenger RNA, 11287 nt
Organism: Oncorhynchus tshawytscha (Chinook salmon)
Lineage: Eukaryota; Metazoa; Chordata; Actinopteri; Salmoniformes; Salmonidae
Gene: nfat5b
Product: nuclear factor of activated T cells 5b
Exons: 13
Coding region: 2920-6819 (1299 amino acids)
Biological process (GO): regulation of transcription by RNA polymerase II; calcineurin-NFAT signaling cascade; cytokine production
Cellular component (GO): transcription regulator complex
Molecular function (GO): transcription factor binding; DNA-binding transcription factor activity, RNA polymerase II-specific; RNA polymerase II cis-regulatory region sequence-specific DNA binding
Source: RefSeq, a predicted model, not a curated record
AUCAAUUUUAAAUUCAGGCUGUAACAUCUACUGUGUGAAUACUUUCUGAAGGCACUGUAUAAAAUUUGUUCAUAAUUGACACAAUUUUAUGUAUGAAGUUCUCUAGCUUCAACCUAUCUGUACUCUGUUCCUCUGGAUGUCUCGGAACCAAACCUCCUCAGAGUAAUUAUACAUGAAGCCUUCAACCUUUUGUCCUCAAUCUCCCUUUGAAUAUUGAAUUGCAAUGCAUUUCGUUAGCCAGGGUAUUAUGCACAAACGGAGCAGGUGAUGACUCAAAAUUCAAGCAAGAAAUAAAUCCUGAAUCCCUGCCCUUCAAGUCAGCCAUUUUGGUGGUUAUAGCUGUCCUAUUGGCCAGCUGUCUUUUUCUAUUAGAAUGGAUGGGCUCCUAUUGAACAGGUUGUCUUCAUUACCACCUGGCGCUCAGCAUUUCAAGGUUAUCAGAUGUACUGUGCGGUUUACAGGUAUAAUAGUUUGUCAAGAUCAAAAGGUUUAACACCAGGCAAUGCUUUACGAGGGCCAAUUUCCUGGACCCAGAUUAAGCAUACUCCUGAAUUAAAAAGACUCUCCAAUGAAAGUGCUUUUUAGUCCAGAAAUAGUCUUAACUUGACAUGAUGAUGACCAAAAGACACAUUAUGCUUUAAAGAGGCUUAACAACAGGGGUUAAAAGGUUUAUGUGAUAAAUGCCUCUUUCUGUGGCCAGGUGUCUUUCUCCUGUGAUAAAUCAGACUUCCUGAUUUUAAAUGAUUUAUACCCUGGAUAAAGAGAUGCAGCAGUGCUCUCCUCCGUCCUCCCUGUAGGUGUCUCUGGGUUUUCUCUUCUUUAAGACCUGGCUACAUUUUAAACAAACAAUCAGCCCUGCGUGUUUAGACUAGAAGGCUAAUGGGGGCGUGGUAGAGGGAGGGACGUAGAGGGAGAUUCUAUCCAACAGUUCUACUGCUCCACAGCACAGGCCAAUAACAGAGGGAUUUCAUUCUCUCCCGCAGCGUUUGCUGUCCUGACGUUUAUUACACGGUUGUCUUUAGUUUCAUUACACUCAGAGCAGGGCAACUCGUUUUAUAUGAGAAAAAACUAGAUUACCUCCCUCUGGACAGACAGCAGGACAUAAAAGGGCAGUUGUUUGAAAUGUGUACACAACUCACGGAUGGGACCAUUUACUCAGGCAUAUUUGCCAAUGUACAGUAGUCUACAGAAAGCUUUUAGGCCAUAUACAUAAGUCUGGAGGGAGCUGUGAACCUUUACAAAGCUGGAGAGAUUUACUGGACUGGGUUUCUUUGAGGCCUUUGUUUCUCCAGUUUCUGUGAGUGUUUUUAAGUGUGGUGAGAGGGCGCUCAAAGUGGCUGCAAAUCAUUCACUGCGGUUCCAAUCUUAGCAGGGCCUGUACGUUUCUCAUGUUUGCUACGCUUCCACAAAUCUGCAUGAACAGCACAUCAUGAAAUGUGUUUCAAAGGAAUGUGUCAUAUUUAGAUUUUGUACUUGACAUCAUUUUGUAAUUAACUAAUCCUUCAGCAUUUCAAAUCCACUGUUCUGUUAUGUUUAUUCUUGUUUUAAAACUGAUUUUCAUUUGAUAUUACAUGGUUGUGAAAAUGGAACUAGUUCUUUUUGUUCUGUGGGAGGAAGCUUACAACUGCCAUGGAGAACAAAUUGCUGUCUUGCUGCCAUGGGGAACAAAUUGCUGUCUUGCUCGAUACCAAUCGAACUAAAAUUAUUCCUGUCUCUUGAAUAAAACAUUUAAUUAUAAUCUAUUGGGUAAAAUAGCUGCUCCCUACCAUCUGCAAUCAGGUGGAAGUUUUUUGUCUGUUUGCUAGAUUGCUUCUGUUUGCAGAAAUCCAUACAAUGUGCUGUAUGUUUUGAAAGCAUUCCUGUUCAUCAGAGCAUAAAUAGAUGUAUGGCUUUAUACAUUUCUUCUUUUUAUCAUGGCUACUCUUCAAUAAAUUCAAAUAGUUUAGCCACUAAAAUUAAUUUGAGAAAAAUUAAUGAUGUUCCAUAUUGUUGCAGUAAGGGAUAGUUCCUACAUAUGAGUGCAUUUGGAAUGGGAAAAGGGAGAGGGCUUGUGGGUGGAAUGUAAAGUGACUGGAAUUUCUUCAUAGACAAUGCACCACAUUGGCUUGUAAUGAGUCAUAGAUAUCUGGCAUUCUUCCGAUUGCCAACAAAAAGCUAUCUUAUUUUUCAGUCAAAAGCACUGUAGCUACAGUUUCGAAUGAUGUGCCGCUUAGUUGCACCUCUUAUUUUUCAUUGUUUUUAUUGACAUGUUGAAUUCACAGUAGCGAUAAAGGUUUUACAAAUCAGGAUAGCUUGUCUACCUCUCCUCUCCCUUUCUCCUGCAGCAGUCUUCAGGAUUUCACCUCCAUGCUCAGACCUUAGCCUAGGGCUAGGCCCUUAGGCCACCAAAGGCUUCCAUUUCUUCCAUCAUAUCAUCUUGAGUAGACAGUCGGGUAUUGCGUGUUUAUUUCCUACCAUGGGGUGUCAUAAGCUUUCUCCAACUCCCAUGUUUUUUGUCGCCCUUUUAUGCCAGUAGCCAAACUAUCCAGUUUGUUUUCACAGAAGUGGAAGAUGACAAUCUACCAUGCAGCAUCUGCCAUUGCACCUGCUUGAAGCUGCACUCUACUGUACCCUGCAUUGAGGACCUGAUAACUAGGAAUGCUUUUGAAAUGUACUCCACAUGACAUACUCCACAUGACAUUCAGAAAAACAUAUUGAGCAGGAAUAGAACGAGACCCUUGAAUGACGGUUCCAUUUUCACAUAUUCUUUUUGUUCAACAGUUUUUUUUUUUUUUUUAAUUACAUUUGAAUGUUCAGCUCUUAUUGCUCAUUCGCUGUCUCGUUUUUAUUCCAGGAAGUUCCCUCUGAAGCAGGGAGUGUCUGCAUAUAAAAUGGUCUGCAGUUCUCUGCUUCAUAGAUGCCACCACCGUCUCCUCUUCUAUGACCAUGGGAGGCCCUCGCAGUGCUUUUCCCACCUCUUCCAGCUCCACCAUGCACUCCAGUACUUCAGCCACCGACCACACCUCUGCUCAUACCGGCAUCGCCGCUCCAGACGAAGGUGUAAGUAGCAGAGCGGUGGCGGAGAUGCUUGGCGCCGAGGGCGGGACUGGCAACAGUGGGAGUACUGGUGGCGGAAGGGCUGGCGGCGAGAAAGGAGGAGGGGCUGGAUCCCUAGGUGGAGGAGGAAGAGGGGGGGCAUCCCAGGAGGCCCAGCAGCACCACCAGAUGACCCCUUCCAAGCGGCGCACGGUGCUGAACAUCUCGCCUCCGCCCGAGGACCUGUUUGACGACAGCCGCAUGUCCUGCCAGGAGGAUCAGCUCCAGGACUCCGAGCUGAGCAACAGCAUCUGGAUGGAUGACUCCGCCUCCAACUUCAGCAUCGUCAGCUCCAGCUCCUACAACGACAACACAGAGGUGCCCCGGAAGUCGCGCAAGCGCACCCCCCGCCAGCGACCCGGGCCCAAGCCUGCCUCGGCCGAGGAGGCCAGCAUGGAUGUGUUUGAUGCAGACAGUGCCAAAGGUCCUCACUUUGUGCUCUCACAGCUGGGCUCAGACAGCAAGGCCUGUACCAAAGGAAGUUCGGCAGAUGGCUCCCAAACAACCCAUCAGAAAUGUGGGACCCUAGCGAGCCAGUUCCCUCAGAAGAGUGAGUGCAAGGAGCUGAAGAUCCUGGUCCAGCCUGAGACCCAGCACAGAGCCCGCUACCUGACUGAGGGCAGCAGGGGGUCAGUGAAGGACCGCACUCAGCAGGGCUUCCCUACCCUAAAGCUGGAGGGUGUGAAUGAGGCAGUGGUGCUGCAGGUGUUUGUGGGUAAUGACGCUGGGCGUGUGAAGCCACAUGGGUUCUACCAGGCCUGCAGGGUGACGGGGCGCAACACUACAGCCUGCAAGGAGGUGGACAUAGAGGGCACCACUGUCAUUGAAGUGUCCCUGGACCCCAGCAAUAAUAUGACCCUGGCGGUGGACUGUGUGGGGAUCCUGAAACUGCGUAACGCUGAUGUGGAAGCUCGUAUCGGGGUGGCCGGCUCCAAAAAGAAGAGCACGCGUGCCAGGCUGGUGUUUCGGGUCAACAUCUCCAGGCCGGACGGCUCGGUGCUCACGUUACAGACACCGUCGUCCCCCAUCCUGUGCACCCAGCCUGCAGGGGUGCCUGAGAUUCUGAAGAAGUCCCUCCACAGUUGCUCGGUGAGGGGGGGUGAGGAGGUCUUCAUCAUUGGGAAGAACUUCCUCAAGGACACCAAAGUCAUAUUCCAGGAAAAUGUAUCAGAUGAGAAGUGUUGGAAGGCAGAGGCUGAAAUUGACAUGGAGCUGUUUCACCAGAAUCACUUGAUUGUGAAGGUUCCUCCUUACCAGAACCCAGCCAUCGCGUCUGCAGUGUGUGUGGGAAUCUACGUGGUGACCAAUGCUGGCCGAUCCCACGACGUGCAGCCUUUUACAUACACUCCAGAACCAGUGGACAUAUCUGUGAAGAAAGAAGUUCCAUCUCCAGGCAAGCCCUGCCCUUUUGAUCAACGGAUGAAAGUAAUUGAUGGUGCCUUGAUGCCCCCAAUGUUGCCUCUUGUGAAGAGAGAAGAGGUCACUCCAAUGGAGGUCUCCAGCAACCUCCCUUCUGCUGGCGUGUUCAAGCAGACCCCCGAUGUCAUGUGUUCCGCCCAGCAGACGCUGGACAUGAGUUCUAACCUUCCCCCCAACAACAGCCCGUUCUCCAACUCCUUGCCGCGGCCUGCCAAGGACCCUGCCGAAUCCCAAACAGCAGUCUUCAACAGUGCAGAGGCCCUGAGCACCAUACAGAAGCAGGACAUUGCACUCACCAACUCCUUCCCCGUGCCUGCAGACUCUCUACUCCAAACUGGGCCUCAGCAGUUCCUCCUGGAGCCCAGAGAGGGGCUUGGUCAGGACAGGGCUGGCAACAAUGCUGGGGCGGUAGGGAGGCUCAGUCAACAAGUGGAGGCCCCUCAACCUGCCCCCCAGCAGCACCAGCUGCCCAUAUUCCCCCCAGACGAGGUGGCCCAACUGGAACAAGCAGUGAGACAACUGCAGGCAAAAGGGUACUGCAGCCAGCAGCAACAGCGACAACAGCAACAAAUUCAACAACAACAAAUUCAGCAACAACAGCAGCAACAAAUUCAGCAACAACAGCAACUACAGCAACAGCAACUACAGCAACAACAACAGAUUCAGCAGCAACAGGUUCAGCAGCAACAGGUUCAGCAGCAACAGGUUCAGCAGCAACAGGUUCAGCAGCAACAGAUUCAGCAGCAACAGAUUCAGCAGCAACAGAUUCAACACCAACAAAUUCAACACCAACAAAUUCAACACCAACAACAGCAACAGCAUGUGUUGGAGAACCUGCGGCAGGAGCUGUUUAAAUCACAGAUGCCAAUGCAGUGUGACAUAUUUCAGGGCGGUUCUCUAGGUGAGAACACUGAACAGCAGGGUUCCCAGCAGGGCAUGGUGCAGAACCAUGGUUCCCUCUUUCAGCAGGCCCAACAGCAGCAGAGGCAACAACAGAAACAGCAGCAGCAAGCAGCACUCUUUCAGCAAGCCAAUGAGCUCCUGUCCAUUCAGACCAACUUCCUCCAUCAGACCCCUUCUCAUCCCUCUCCACCCCUCUUCCAUAAUCCCAGCCCCCUGGCUGAGGCACAGGACCCACAGGGGGCGCUGUUCCACACUCAGAAGGCCUCUCCCACCCAGGAGCAGGUCCAGGCAACCCUCUUCCAGAACACCCUGACAGUGUUGAGUAGGACCAGCCUCUCCCCAGAGCAGCCCCCCUCUGCCGCCAACCUGUUCCUCCCCCAGAGUGCCCUGCCUGGUCAGCUCUCCGCUAGUGGCAGCCAGCAGCAGCAGCUGGCCUUCCUCAGUGCCCUGCAGACCUCUGCCCCUGAGCCCCAGUCAGUGUUCCAGGCUCAGACCCAGCUUUCUCCUAUCCAGCAGGGGACCCCCAUGGAGCAGCAGCAGCCCCCCCAGCCUCAGCCACCUCAGCAGAAUUCUAUGUUUCAGAACAUCUCCCCUCAUCCACCUGCAAACACUCUCUCUCAGACCCAGCAGCAGCAGGCUGGCCUACUGUUCUGCAGCAAACACCUCUCCACUCCAGAGCAGCCCCCCAGUCUGCUGUUUAGUGGCCAGGGCCAGAUGCCCCCCAUGAGCAGCAGCAGCCUGAACUCUCAGGAGCCCCAAAACCCCUCCAUGCUGUUCUCUCAGGCCAACAUGGUGACUGUUAGCCAGCAGGAAUCCUCUGAGCCCAUGGCCUUCCAGGACCAGAGCCAGGUGGUGGGGAACCCCUCAGAGCCUCGCCAUCACAGCCUGUUCCAAGAGCAGCAGCCCAUGCAGCUGAUCACCAACUCCAACAACGGCCCAGAGCAGCCCGUCUCUCUCUUCAUGCCCCAAUCCAACAUGUCUGCCCUGCAGGCUUGCAUGGCUGCCCGGGAACUCCCGCAGACAGGCAUCUUCAGCACUCAGAAUGGGGUGGCAGGCCUGCAGACCACCACCUCCUCCCCCGUACAGCAGCCAGGGUCUCUGUUCCAGACAGCAGUCAGUGGGAGCCUCAACCAGCCCAGCGAGGCCCAGCAGCCAGGCCUCUUCCUCUUUGGGAUUCAGAAUGAGUGUGGCCAGCUGAUAACCUCUCCUGGAACCACUCUGUCUGAUCAGAUCAUUGCCAUCAGUCAGUCUGGUCAGAACCAGAGAGAGAGCGAGGCCCAGAUCCAGUCGCUGCUCAACCAGUCCAUGUCUGAGUCAGGGAGCAUGCAGAACAGCAUGACCGCCUCCCAGAACAUGGAGAAGAUAGAUGACCUGCUUGUCAGCCUGCAGGAGCAGGGCAACAACCUCACUCGCUCCUACUAGGCCUGCUAUAGGUUUCAGGAGCCCAGAAGACCCCAGUGUGGACCCCCAUUACAGAUGGCAGAAGACCCCCAGUGUGGACCCCCAUUACAGACAGCAGAAGACCCCCGGUGUGGACCCCCAUUGCAGAUGGCAGAAGACCCCGGUGUGGACCCCCAUUACAGACGGCAUAAGAAUGAAAACAAACUCAAUGGUGGGCUCCUGUCCGAACUCCAAGUUACAUGUAAGCCUCAGCGGCCUUUUUCUCCAAGGACAGUCUUCAUGUGUAGAUGCUCCACAGUGGCGCCGAGCGGGGUACCAGUCCUCCACUGCAUCUAAACCUGGACCUCAAAAUAGGACAUAGGUUGUAGUUACCCCACAACUGUCAUUGUAUCUCGCAGCUAGUCGCCUCCAGCUCUUAAUGAAACAUGACACUAUGUAAUGUUUGGCUAACUCAUCAGUUCUCAGAGCAGCACUUUGCGGUGUGGUUUUAUAAGGAUGGUGGUGGAAGCUAGCACAGCAUUCUGUCUUCUCCAGGACCAGAGUGUGGGCUCACAAUUGUUUAGAACGCAUUGUUGUCCUUUUUAUACGAUAUUAAAAGUAUUUUAGGAAAUAGCAAAAGAAAAUAUACAAUUCAUGAAAAAUAAACCUUUGUAAUAUAUUUUGACUUUAGUUCUUUCAGCACUUUACGAUGCUUUCAGAUUGUGGCCAGUUACUCAUUAAGUUGGCCUAUGCAUUCGCUAGUCAGCUAUUUAGUCAGUACAUCUCGACAACUUUAUUACUCAUGCAUGUGUUUUGAGUUAUGGCUUUAGUUUUUUUAUUGUUCCUUUCAUGAAAUACCAGUUUCUUAUUGGCAGCCAUCUUCCCAUUACCCAUUCAUGAGAAUAACUCCAAAUAUUUGAGUAUUACACCAUGGAUUUCUUUCCCUGAUUAGACUCUGUAGUACGAGAGAUGCUCUAGAUUAGGGUCAAUGUGGAUCAAGAGAAAAAAAUCAUCCAGCUUUUCAAUUAUUAAUUUCCAGUCUACAUAAUUAAAUAGGCCUACAUUUUGAAUAAAUCAGAACCAUAUAUGUGUACUAUAUACCAGUGUGCACGGUUGUCUGAUGUAAUUAAAGAGUAUAUUGUUAUUUGUAUCAUUCUAUUGCAAAUGUAGAUAAUGUGUUGUUUUGUGAUGAUGUCUCCAUGGAAGAUGUUUGUAUUAGCUAACAUCUGGCACGCACAAACUGGACUUUUAUCCAUAGAUCAGAGAGGAGUUUUCCGUAUGUUUGUCUUACUGUAAAAUACCAACUCUCUUGCCUACAGUGGGCCACCCCAGGACCUGAGUCAAGGCCUCAAGUCACAGCCUCCUUUUUCGUCUUCAUGAAUGGCCAGUUUUAUGGCUCAUAUUGAUUGGUGUGUUCAUAUUUGUCGUUUGAGACUCGCCAUGUUUUGACAGGACGAAAGUGGUGAAAGUGACUGGAGCAGUUAUCUGUUUUGCCUUGAGCAUGAAUGGUUGUUUGUAGUUGGAUUAUUAGUGUCAGGCGUGAUAUACAGAUGUAUGAUCUUAAUGUAUGAUCUUUUGUUGCUGAGAAUUUUCCUGCACUGGAAGAAAAACUUUUUUAUUAUUAUUUGUAUUUUAUAAUUUUUGUAUAUACUUUUGUUGUACUUUUUACCCCGAAUUUCAUGAUAUCCAAUUGGUAGUUAGUCUUGUACCAUCGCUGCAACUCUGCAACUGCAACACGACUCUGCCAAGCCGCUCUGCUUCUUGACACACAGCUCGCUUGUGUGUCAAAUUUCGAACUUUGAAAUUUCAGACUUGAUUUACCCUAAUGAAAAAUGUAUCAACCUCUACAAAAAUGUCCAUUAAUUAUAAUCCACAGAAUAAUUCACAUUUCCUUUUGCUGCAGGAUUAUUUUUCUGCUAUAGCAAACUGGCUCAAAUUAAGACCCUACACCUGUACUGCUGCCAAACUGGUUUGUGCUUUUAUUCUUUACAUGUGAGUAUUGGGCUGGAGUGGAGCCAACAGUAAGAUUGUGUCUUGUUUUUUGUCUGAAUCUGAGUAUACACAUGAACAAGGGGCUGGUCUCUGAUGACAACAAUAACAGCUUCGUUGAGUGCCUCCAUCUUUCUCUCUUAGUGUUGUAUUUUAUUGUGUGUUCUUAACAUCAUUACUUUUUUUCACUUUAAAAACAAGCAGAUUUUUUAAAUGGAAAGUAUUUAAAUUAUUUUUAGUAAUGUGAUUGGUGGGGCCCCAUAUUCCCCAUCCCAGAGCUUGAGCUGUGUUCUUUUAGAUAUUUAAAGGGACCCUACUCAUGAAGAAUGAACCGUUAAGUUGCUUUGGAGAAAAGAGCUGUCUGUGAUUGGCCUUCUUCAACUCUUGUGAAAUACUAGUAGUUUUGUUUCCAGUAGUCAUGAGUAUUUGUGAAUUUUUAUCAUAUUUACAAAUAUUUUAUCAUAUCUUUUUUACUGGUGUAGUUCUAAUACAUCUUUUCAGAAAUCAUAUCUAAUUUAUUUGGUAUUUCUUGUUUUAGAUAUUGUCUAAAUUGUGUCCCACAAUCAUAUUUGUGCUACAAAUGACUUGAUGUACAAGUUUGGUUCUGAUUUAACUCCGUAAUUGUAUUAAUAUUAGUUAUGUGGAUUUGGCCCUUCCCCACCUGUUGAAACUGUAGUUGGCUGUGGUCUUGUGUGACAUAUCUGUCAGUGAAGCUUUUCUUCUCCUUGUAGAUGUGAGGACAGGGAUACAACUUUAUGAUUGAGGGAGUUAAAAUGUAACAUGUACACUGAGUCACAUGUACAUUCCUGUACAUUGUUUUCUUCCCUUUGAUAGAUUUCCGUAUGCCAGGUUGAGAUCAAUUGUACAGUAUGUUUGUCCAAAUCUGAUAGUUUAAAGUCAAACCCUUGUGAUAUCAUCCAUGAAACAUUUAACCUAUACUGUCACAUCUACAACUUAUUUCACCUCUUGAAUAAGGAAAGAGCAGGAAGUUAUUGGACAACUAUGCCAGUUAUAAAGCCAUACAGACAGUUAAAACAGCAUCUAUUAAAUAUUUGUUAAUAGGGUUUACAAAAAACUCCAAACACAGAAUGUGUUUGUUACCUCAACCAGAGCAGGUUGCUAAUCAGGCCACCUUACUCAACAUUGGACCAAUUUCAAUGAUAAAGUACAUUCUUUAUAUAUAGUAUACAUACAAUAUUUUGUUAGCAACAUGUUAAUGUUUUGUGUUAUGAAUACACAAUAAGAUUAUUGUUAUUUUCAAGCAUAAGGAUAUUGAGGAAAGAAAUACCUAUUUUGAAAUGUAACCCAUGAAUAUCCCAUGUAGUAUGAGCUUUGACAAAAAUAUUUGUCAAGUAGGCUACAUGUUUUACAUUGAUGACGACAUGAGUCUUUGUAAUUGAGUGGCGCUAUACUUUAUUGUGCCGGUAAAGGUUUAAUUUAUUGAAGACCUAAAAAUUAACGACUUUUCCUACUCAACCAAUGACUACAGAAAUGCAGGGGUCACCUUGAAAGUUCAUCUAUAUUUUUACCAUAUUUGCACCCAGACUAACCAAUGAUUUAUGACAUCACAGCGUACAGCAAAUAUAUUUUAGAAGUAUUGCUCAGUACAUUGGAUGAUAUACUUGUGCCUUGACAAACUUUUUAUAGUAGAGACCAGAUUUAUCUUGUACCAGUGUUGCCUAUUUUAUUCACCGCUGUGACACUAUUGUCAGUGGUUAUUAGCCCUUGAUAACUAGUAUCUUGCAAGCCAUACGACUUGUGUGCUUCAAAUGCCGUACAGAAAUGAGUGACCAGAUAAAUGUAUAGUGUUGUGCAAGUUCUUGUGCAUCUGAUUUAUUUUCACGAAAAUAUGAAUUGCAUUUGUUUCACGUCGUUGCAAUUUAAGUUUUGUCUCAAACUGCUAUGCAGCUUGAUUCAAUAUAAAUGUAUAUCUGUUACUUUUUUAAUAUAUAUUUUAUCUAUCUAGCCUCUCUUGAUUGUUCAUUGCAAAGGGGAAACUAUAACGAAAUAUUGUAAUUAUGUUAAUUAUUUAUGUAACUUUUUGAAAUAGUAUUGAUACUGUGUGCCACCGGGAUUUGUUUUUAUUUUUAUGAUUGGGCUUGUGUCAGUCAAGACCAACACAUAUUUCACCUAAUUCAAACAAAGUUGUCAUUCAGAAUUUUCAUCAUGUGUGUUUUGUUUUUAUUGUAAAUGUCAUCAGUCAGUCUGUUCACACACUGUUCUGUUUGUGUCCCCUUAACCUGUCUGGCUUUGGUUUGAUGUGAAAGUCUGCUUUGUUUCCAUGAGGUUAGUAGGAUAGUAAUGAACCUGUUGAUAGCAUUGACAGGUUAUAGGUAUGGGGAGUGCAUAUCACCUAUGUGUUUUUAGCUACUGUGUGAACAACUGUUAAAUAUUACCUUUAAAAAAAAAAUGAAUCUAUAUAAAAAUGUCUUUUUGCUUUUGUUGGGGCAUUUGUAUACUCUUGCAAUUAUAUUUAUGUAAACCUGCUGGUAUCUAUAUUAAUAAAGAUAGAUGAUACGUU